Lingula anatina is the source of this 436-nucleotide messenger RNA. RefSeq lists its product as uncharacterized. The record is from RefSeq and is a predicted model, not a curated record. NCBI's taxonomy places the organism in Eukaryota, Metazoa, Brachiopoda, Lingulata, Lingulida, Lingulidae.
AUGUUGGGAAUACACCAGACUGUGAUUGUUCAAGAAUUGAUGUGGCCUUAUGCCCCUGGAAGGCGGGGAUUCAUCAUAUUUAUAUGGAAUUUAAGGAAAACUUUUGCCAAUAAAGAAGCAGGGUAUAAAGAAGGACUUAUUCCAGCUGUCCGAAAUGCGUCACCCCUUCUUGAAGGUAGGAACCUUCACUCGUACAAGGAGGAGACUGAAUGCGACGUCCACCAAGGGCCUCAGAUUCGUGUUCGUAUGAACCGCAACCAUGGCAAAGUUGUCCCUUAUGCCGAAGUUUGUCUUCUCUUCAAGUUUGUUGCAAGGUUGACAUGUAAAACGGGAUAGUACGUUUGCCUGCAUCAAAACGUGCAACAAAGGAUGUAUGGGAAAAUCUGCAAUAAGACACCCCUCUGUCCACUUAUAAAUGUAAUUUUGUUCAUUUUAA